Molecule: messenger RNA, 910 nt
Organism: Chelmon rostratus (copperband butterflyfish)
Lineage: Eukaryota; Metazoa; Chordata; Actinopteri; Chaetodontiformes; Chaetodontidae
Product: trafficking regulator of GLUT4 1-like
Exons: 3
Coding region: 262-804 (180 amino acids)
Cellular component (GO): membrane
Source: RefSeq, a predicted model, not a curated record
CGUCCGGACGCUCACCGCCAACUGAACGCGAGAGGGACUCAGACAUCAAUAACAUCUCGCUCAUCAAUAAGACAUUUUGAUGGAGUUAGACUGCUUAAUUAAAUAGGUUGCCUUGAAGAUAUCGGACUCUCUGAAUUCAUAAUAUUUAAUCUAAUGACCCCCAAUGGAGAACAUCUGAAGGAAGACUCUUCAGCAUCUCUAUCCACAGGAAAGCGGCUCGGCCAGGCAGAGUAGGACUUGGAGAUUUCUUAUCUUUUUACGAUGGCUAUCAACACUGAUGCUGCGUUUGGGAAAGGCGCCCUCGGCGAGAGGGAAGUUUCCAAUCCCACCGACUUCCAUGACACGGAGAAGCUGCUGAGCACCACGGCCACCGAGCCCACCGGGCAGAGCAACAUCAAACCAUCCGACUCCUUCUCCCUCACCAUCAGCGGGAGCGUCCGGUCCCUGGAUGCGGACCAGAACGGACACAGAUCGCCGCUAAAGUCGGCCUCCAUCGGGCAGUUGGCGACCCCACCCAAGUCCUUGUCCCGGCUCAGCCUGGGACCGCUGCCCUCCCCGGUGCCACCCGGGUCCGCGCCCCCGAGUUACCUCUGGCUCGCCGUACUGUCGUGUUUUUGUCCCGCCGUGCCGCUCAACAUGUGUGCCUUGUGGUAUGCACAUGUGUCGACGUCUGUUCUCCAUACAGGAGAUAUUGAAGGAGCAAGGAAGUAUGGGCGUCUGUCAAUGGUGCUCAGCUGUCUGGCAAUGCUGAUGGGUGUGGCCGUCGUCAUCUUCAUAGUGUUUACACAAGAGUUCCAGAAGUGAACUGGAGGAUGGAAGGAGUCUCCUUUAACUUCAUCCGAUCUCAAAUUUGCACAGAAAAGAGAUGAGGAAAAAUGUUUUUGUUUUGUUUUUUGUUUUUGUUUUUUUU